GGAUCAGACCUACAGCUGACGGCUCGUAUAUUGCGCUGUUUGCUUCACCCUGGCCCAGCCCGGCUUCCGAUCUCCGAUGACCAGACAAAUUUAGACACGCUGAGUGCAGCAUGCGCUGUUUAGUUGCAAGAGUGAUGAAUACAUCAAUUCAUCAAUAUUAACAUGUUCAAUUAGCCUAGAGUCGCACUGCGUGAUUUGACACCGCUGGCCUCGUCUAGUAGGGGCCUCCAGUAUACGGAUGGCCGUAUAUGCUGCUGCUGCUGCUGCUCCGUCGCCACCACCGGCCGCCGCCUUCACCACCAUACUGUACAAUAUGGGCGAUGUUCGGAGCAUCGUGGUUCGCCACACCGGCCGUCUCCUACAAGCAGCAGCAAGCAGCAGUCGCCUCAACAGUUUCGUGAUGGAUGGAAUGAGGAGUACUGUAGCUUUCCCACUGUGGCUGACGAGGGACCCCUCAUCUUCUUCGGUCAGCCAACGACGUGGUGAUGCUGCAUUCAACCGUUGCACACGCACGGCACAGCGUUUCGCUUGAUCCUUUCUGGUGGCUUGAACGCCCGCAGACGUUCUCCGACUCAUGGUCUGCGAACGAGCAAGGGAAGAAAAAAAGAAAAUAAAGACACCACUACUACGGCAAGCCCCUCUUCAGCGCUGUGGCGCCUGCUCAGCCUGAUGGGUGCAUCUGCUGCACAGCGGCCUGCGUCCACCAAUGGCCCGCCCAUGGCCCGCCUGUGCAGCCACGUCUUGGGGCGGCUGGGGUGUUGAUCCAGUGGUCUAGAGGGGGCCACUCACUCGCCAUCAUGCAAGCCAUCUUUUUCCUUCACUGCUUUUGCCACAGCAUUGCGCUGAAUCCUUGCUGUGGCUGUUUAGCAAAAUUCAACUCCAUGGCCAAUUUUCCAGUUGGAAUCACCGCGGAAAAUCUGUCUUCAUUUCUUUCUGCAAGAUGGUGCGUGCUCAAGCUAUUCCCCCCUAACCCAUGAACUACAUACAGUAGAGCCUCCACAUGCCGCACAACCGUCGUCGGCUGCGGCGGUCGUGGCAUUGUUCCGUGGUACGCUUUUCUUGUUUGGUGGUAUUAGAAGAAUGGCCUCGUUGCAUUCUCAACAGGUUUCUAGUUUCCUUCCAUCUUCUACGGUAAUCUUAUUUUCUUCUUUUGCAAACAGGUCAAUGAAACCUGACCCGCCUACCAUGGUACUGUGCCCUUUCGCGUGGCUGACCGCCAGCUAGCCAGCAGCAGCAACAGCUAUAGCUGAGACCUGUCAGGCCAUUCGGUAGAAGAUAUGCGCAACGCGUACCAUGCAAAGUGGGCUUGCGCCAUGACAAGUAUUCCCUCUAGGAACAACCGGCGGCUGGUGGUGGUGCGUGGCUGCUCUUCCACAUUCUCGUGGAUUGGCUGCUAUUACUGCUACUGCAGAUGCUGCCGUUUCCAAUUGGCGUUCCCAGUAGAUGGAAGGGGUAGUAACCAAGGAAAAAAAAACGAACCCCUAAUGGACUGGCUGUAUUUGUGAGGGCGGCUUGGGUGCAUCUGGCGCAGCUCUUCAGUGCACCUAUACGGAGAGCCAGCACUAUGUUGGUGGUUGCAAGGGUCGGCUCCGAUGCACUGAUUGGCCCGUGUCGAUUCCGAUCUUUGCAUCCCAUCCCCCCUACUUGGUGCAGUACAGUAUGCCGGCGCGCAGGCUGUAUUACUAGCAUGAAUGCUGCUGCUGCCACCCAACCCACACCAGGUUUUUGCAACCUCCCUUGCCAUGCAGAUGCAGCCGCCUGCAUGGACGCUAGCAGGGGGCGUUGGUGUUCCCAAAGAUGUUGAUUUCUUUCCCUCGCAAGCCUCAACUCAACGGGGGAUAUGCGACGGUGGGCCAAUGAGUGGCUAUGGGGGCGCACCCAGCUCGUCGUCCCAUCUGCCGCCUCUCAUGUUGGCCGCAGCAUAAAUUUAGCAGCAGUCUGGCCAAAGGGGGAACUUUUCUCACGGAUGCAGAUAGCGAUUUCGUACUACGUGCCGCUGGGGUUUCAUCUUGUGUUUGCUCCUCGCCUAGUCUUUCCCUGAGAAGAGCAAUCAAGAGAAUGACAGGAAUGGCGGUGGUACUCUUGUGCUGGUGCACCAGAUUCCAGUGGGCAGCGCAAGGCUGUGCCAAAGCCCAGUAGUAGUGUCCGACAACGGCAUGCUGUGUGGUUUACUGUACGCUUCUGCCCUUGGCAGCCACAGGCAGGCCAAGGGCCAAAAGCCAGGAAUGGUUGGAGCUCGGAAAAAAGAGAUGCUUGGGAGCCAAUUGCGUGCUGAGAUGCUAGACGCCGCUAUACCUAACCCGCUACACGCACUGGUUGCCCAAUUUCCCUGCCGUCAACGCAAGCACAUCUAUCCACGAUGAGGCGUCGCAACGGUUUGCCACCCCACACACCUUCUCGCGAUGUCUUCCCCCCGCUAUAAGACGCAAUUGUCUGGCAAUAGCGCCAUCUGCAGCGCCGCACCGCUGUGUUCCCUGUGCAUGGACGCCCUCCCGUCUCUCUCUCUCUAAGCUUCAGCUUGCUCUGUGAUGAUACGCACGUUGUGGUCAGGAUGGAGCCAUCAGGGUCCUAUAUGCCGUCUCUGCAGACACCUUGGCACGGGUGAGAGUGACAUCCCCCAUGGCGUGCAUCAGCAUACAGCCAAUGCUACUACAAUAAUGAUUUUUUUGUUAUUGUCAGUGAUGUUUACACGACUUGCAUCAACCGUGCGGCAAAAUUGUUAUAUGCAAGCCCCAUGCCAUAGAGAACACGAGUGUUGUGACACUUGGACGCCGUCCCUACCGGCAUACAGUAUGAGCUUGGUCGGGCCCUUAGGAAUUAGUACCAUAUCUGUACCCCAGUAAGAGAUGCUAUAUUUAGAGCAUAUCGUAAGAUUGUUGACUGCCUUCAAAUAAUUCUCUGUAAUAAGUUCCUAAAAUAUGUUUGUAUGCAAAGAGCCGUUCAUAUUCAGCUCGCAAGCCGAGCUCAAUAUAUGGAACGGAAUCGCAGUUGUUACGCCAGCGAACAGCUACAGCGAAUAAAAAGGCUGUAGAUAAUCCACUCCCGUUAAAAUGUAAACGCAUACAAGUAAUGCACUCACUUUGGAAUUCUACAGCCAUUUUUGAGACCAAGCAUUGGCUGCGCCAUCUCUGAUCGCACACUCAGUAAUAAUCUCGCAAAGACAAUUUUGCAAAAAUGACUCACUUGACUAAUGAAAUUUAUUUGAGCGGCCUGUUAAAACCCAAGUUGAUUGGUUUAGUAAAGCGACCGCGGUAUUGUAUUCUUCUGGUGACACUGAGAUAAUGUUCCAUAUUAUCUCACCAGAAGCUACGCCGCUCGAAAAGUCUUAGAUCGGCACCUAUGUAUUAUUCAAAUAUAUCCACAACGUAUACCGAGUCAAUCAAAACGACUAAAAUAGAAUCAAACGGAUGUAGUUACACCGUCCAAAGAUCUUAUUUCCGUAAUACCACUGCUAUUCGUAUAAAAAUAUAAUCCUAGGCAUUCAUGUAUAAAAAGGGUCGGUGGGUGACUCCUCGGCUUUACUACCGUUAUCACCGUCUCUUAUACCUUUAUUUCAAUAAGAUCCAACUCAGAUAAUUGAUGCAUCUAUUCAGCGCUGUGAGCCUGUUGGCAUUAGCCUCCGCUGCUCCGUCAGCGAGGAAGAUGGCGCCACUGUUCCGGCCUGGCGGCGAUGUCAUCGAAGGCCAAUAUAUAGUGAUGCUCCACGAUGGAAGCGCUCUUUCUGGCGCAUCAAGUGCCCUUUCACUACUCAAGGAAGACCCGAUUCACAUAUAUGAGCAUAUCAUCCAAGGAUUUGCCGCCAAGUUCGAUAUGGAGACGUUGGAAGCGCUUCGACUUCAUCCUGACGUAGACUACGUUGAGAACGAUGGUUACGGGUAUGCUCCUGUGGAACCAUUCGAUUCUGAUGCUGUACAGUCACAAAACAGUACGGGUGCAUCUUAUGGAAACGAGAUCGACUCUCAGGAAGUUGUUACUCAAGAGGGUGCCACAUGGGGUAUUAGCCGUGUAUCAUCCAAGAGUCCCGGAGCAAAAGACUACAAAUACCAUUCCUCUGCUGGAGCAGGAACUUGCUCUUACAUCCUCGAUACAGGAAUCUACUUGGGACAUGACGAAUUUAAGGGCCGAGCCAAACUUGGCAAGAAGAUUGCCCCCGGCGCCGCUGGUGAUGCUCAUGGCCACGGCACCCACUGUGCUGGAACAGUUGGUGGAACGCUGUAUGGUAUCGCCAAAAAGACACAGCUUAUCGACGUUAAAGUACUCGACGAUAAGAGUGUGGGGCAGUGGUCUGAUAUCAUCGCCGGUGUAGACUUCGUUGGCGGUGAUAAUACUGACUGCCCGAAAGGCAAGUUUGUCAACAUGUCAAUUGGAGGUGGGCCAAACAAGGGUCUCAACGAUGCCAGUACCAAGCUGUCCAAAUCUGGUGUAUUUGUCGGCACUGCUGCUGGAAACGCCAACAAAGAUGGCAAGAGUAGCUCUCCAGGCUCUGCUAGCGAUGUGUGCAACGUUGGCGCCACUGACAAAAGCGACACCAAGGCCAGUUUCUCCAAUUUUGGAUCUACGCUAUCCGUCUGGGCUCCAGGUGUUGAGAUCCUCUCUGCAAAACCACAGGGUGGUAACCAACUAAUGCAAGGCACUUCAAUGGCUUGCCCUCACGUUGUCGGUUUGGCGGCAUACUUGGCUGCAAAAGACGGAGGAAAGGGACAAGACCUCUGCAAGAAGAUUGCUUCCAUGGCUCAUAAAGAUCUAGUGAAGAACCCCUCUGGUUCUCCAAAUCUACUCGCCUAUAACGGCUUAUAAAGAGUAGAGUUUGCAUAAUAGAAUACAUUUUUGACU
Molecule: messenger RNA, 4833 nt
Organism: [Torrubiella] hemipterigena
Lineage: Eukaryota; Fungi; Ascomycota; Sordariomycetes; Hypocreales; Clavicipitaceae
Source: the annotation of a GenBank genome assembly